ACUUUUUUUUUUUCAGGUUAAUUUCUGUGUCAAGUAAAAGGUCAGAGUAAUUUGGGUCUUCAUCUAUUUUGCCACACAGUACAUCAUACACUGAUUUCAUGUUCCCAUGCACUUGUAGUUUGCAUUAAUACACAUUCUUUGUAACUCUGGGGUUCAGGUGUCUUUGGGUAGCAGGAUUAUGUGAAUGCUGUUCACACUAUUACAUGGAAUACUGGUACAAGACAAAGUAUUGUAAAUAAUUUGAUUAACCAAACAGCUACAUUUAAGGCCAUGUAUUCUGUAAUCUGUACUGAAAUACUCUUUCAAAGUAACCCCUCCAUCACUGCACACACACCCUCCUGAGCCUACUGCAUCUCAGGCCCAGGUCUAGAGGAAUGUUGAGUGUCUCUACAGCCCCUCUCCCUGGAGAUUAGGCUCCACCAUGCAUGCCCCUCUCACUCCAUUCCAUUCCAAAGCAUGCCCCCUAAGAGCUGCCGCAUUUUUAUCUGAGCCCAGUGAUUGUGACAGAUUGGCCAAAUGACACACAUACACAGACACACAUUUGCGGACACAUGCUGAGGCACAAACAGAGGGGAGGCUGGUCAGCCCUGGGAGGGACCAGACAGCGCCAGACUCCAGCUAUAAAAGCCUCCCAGGUUGAGGCCAGUGUCCUGCCCUGAGCUGGACCGUACCUCCUUCCUCUGUGCCAGGACGCCGUCAGGACACACAGAAGACGAGCCUCCAACAUGAACGACAUCUACAAGGCAGCGGUUGAGCAGCUGACAGACGAACAGAAAAAUGAGUUCAAGGCUGCCUUUGACAUCUUCGUUCAAGAUGCAGAGGACGGCUGCAUCAGCACCAAAGAGCUGGGGAAGGUGAUGAGGAUGCUGGGCCAGAACCCAACACCAGAAGAGCUGCAGGAGAUGAUCGAUGAGGUGGAUGAAGAUGGGAGCGGCACGGUGGACUUCGACGAGUUCCUGGUCAUGAUGGUGAGGUGCAUGAAGGAUGACAGCAAAGGGAAGUCAGAGGAAGAACUGGCAGAGCUGUUUCGCAUGUUUGACAAAAACGCAGAUGGUUACAUUGACCUGGAUGAGCUAAAAAUGAUGCUGGAAUCAACAGGAGAAGCAAUUACCGAGGAUGACAUCGAGGAGCUGAUGAAAGACGGCGACAAGAACAAUGAUGGCAAAAUUGACUACGAUGAGUUCUUGGAGUUCAUGAAAGGAGUGGAGUAACCCAAAGAAGAUGCAACUCAGAGUGUUAUUUUUGUAUUUCUCUGUAACUCCAUGGUCAUCUGUGGAAAAGCAGAAACUGACUUGGAUGCCGUCGACAGAACCUCAGAACGACUUUGCAAGACUAAGUGAACACUAUAUCUGGAUGUUUCUGUAUUUUUCUACCAUCUCUUGCAUUGUUGUAAAUACAGUUUGUAACUAAUUUUGGUGUCCAUAUAUCCUGAAUUUGUGUAAAUGUAUCCAAAUGAUUCAUUUCUAUAUAAAGCCUACAUAAUAUACCAUUUGGGCUGCUUUGAAUAUUAAUUUUAUUUUUUGUUUCAAACUAAAUCUUAUCUCUAAAGAGCCAUCAGCAGUUUACAAAUCUUCUUACCAAAUCACUGCUAUUGUUGAAACUUUGCAGAAAAGGAAUGUACUGGAUUCAGUUUGCAUUCAUUGUAAACGUUUCUGUAUGUUUGAGACACCCCUUGGACUUUUUAUUUCCCUCUCAGAUCCCUGGUAUGCCUGCUUAUUUCUACAUAAAAUGAAAAAUGUAAUAAAUUCAGUGCAUUUGUCAGAGGA
Messenger RNA from Sphaeramia orbicularis (orbiculate cardinalfish), 1766 nucleotides. RefSeq names its product troponin C type 1a (slow) (gene tnnc1a). The record is from RefSeq and is a predicted model, not a curated record. The transcript has 6 exons. NCBI's taxonomy places the organism in Eukaryota, Metazoa, Chordata, Actinopteri, Kurtiformes, Apogonidae. The coding region runs from base 726 to 1211 and encodes 161 amino acids. Gene Ontology annotation, molecular function: calcium ion binding. Gene Ontology annotation, cellular component: myosin II complex.